CUUACUCAUGUUGCGCGAUAUCAGAAAAUGAAAGCUGUAAGGCAUUUAAAAGCUUCUAGUGUUUUGCUUGUCCCAUUGUGUUGCUUAUAUUUUGAACUACUUUAGCAUAAGCUGAAGUCUUAGUUUGGUUAUCAUCGUCCUAAUAACCUUCAGUACCAUGUCAAUGUCCAUUUUGGAAGAUAGUUAACCCGACCUAUUUAACUAAAAAUGGGAUACCGUACGAUUGGAAAGACAUUAUAUUUUUCAAUAAAUUUAUGCCUGGUGUUAUUACUGCUGUGGAGUGGUGUUCACUGGUACACAGAUUCAGAAUCCAAUAGAUGUAUACUCACUCGGAUGAUGAGUUUUCCCGAAUACAAAGAAGUCAAUGUUGAUUGCCAACGGAAAUGCUACGUAGGCUAUGCCCUGUAUCAAUAUCGGGAAGGUUCUAGAUUCCGGUAUUUCACAAAAUUUUACAAUGCUUAUUUUAGAUCCGGACUCUACAAUUCGCCAGUUUUGUUUAUUACAGGUUCUCAAGGAAGUUUCAAGACAGUCAGAUCAUUAGCAACAACUGUCUAUAAUUUUGCACAAUAUAGUUCAUCACUUGAUUACUACAGUGUUGAUUUCAAUGAAGAACCGUCUGCUCUCAGUGGUGAAAUUAUUGAACGUCAAACUGAUUUUGUGGAUAAAGCGAUCGAUACUAUUUUAGGAACAUAUGCUAACCGACCUAAUCCUCCUGAACAUAUCGUGUUAAUAGGUCAUUCUGUUGGUUCUGUAGUAAUUUUCAACUUGUUAUCAUCACGUUGGAGUAUAACUCAAACUAAAGUUAAAUUAGUUUUAUCUUUGGCUGGUCCAAUUUAUCAACCAGUUAUUUUGCCAGACCGUUCAAUGGCGCAAAUUUAUCAACGUAUACACAAUUAUUUGGAUGAGAUUUCAAAUAUUCCCAAUUAUCCUUUAGUAAUUAUAUCAAUUACAGGUGGUUCUCGAGAUCGAAUUGUUCCUGAUUUACUUGGAAAUAUUGAUCAAGCUUAUCCUGUUUUAAAUUCACUCAGUUUAUCCACAUCUGCAAUUCAGCAUGUUUGGGCGUCUUGUGAUCAUCGAUGUAUUCUUUGGUGUUUACAAUUGAUGUUGGUAUUGAACAAAGGUUUACUUGUACACAAUUCACUUUCUUCAGAUCCUAUCAGUCGUUUGAAUGUAUUUCGUAAUCUACUUAUUACAAGACCUUUGUUAUCUUAUACUAUUCAUUAUGAUCAUGAUAAUUAUCAAGAAUCCAACUUCAAAUUGUCACAAACAAUUUCAUCAGAUAUGUUUUGGAUUGAUAAAACAAAUCAACUGAAUUCUAUCAUGAAUUUUUAUGUGCCCUAUAAUGGUCUACUAGUUAAAUUUGGUCCAUUUUUCUUCAAUCCAGGACAACAUAUUUUGAUCUUGGUCACUAAUGCACCAGACGACUGGCUUCAUUUAUGCAUUGAAGUAAAUCAUACAAGUAAUAAACAUUGUGAUUAUUUUGUUCCGAUCCCGUCAUCAUUUGUCACUUGGUUACCGGAUCCAUUAACUGGAAGAUCGAUUGCAGCUGGUUUAAUUACAUUACCAAUGUUACAAAAAUUAAAUGUGUUUCACAGCUUAUCACUACCACUUACAAAUCAAGAUAGUAUUGAUGAGUUUAAAGUUGUAUUUAGUAAUCUCAAGUGGUAUAAAUUCAUUUUGGGAUAAUGUGA
Messenger RNA from Schistosoma mattheei, 1691 nucleotides. NCBI's taxonomy places the organism in Eukaryota, Metazoa, Platyhelminthes, Trematoda, Strigeidida, Schistosomatidae. The record is from the annotation of a GenBank genome assembly.